AUGCCCACCAAAGUUGCUCUAGUUGGUGGAAGCGGCAAUCUAGGACCAGCCGUCCUGAACCAAUUGCUAGAGGCUGGAUUCGACGUGACAGUUCUGUCUCGUCAAGACAGUGACAAGACCUUCGACUCAAGAGUCAAGGUCGCAAAAGUCGACUACGAGUCUCUCGACUCGCUUAAGAAUGCUUUUUCUGGCCAGGAUGUCGUGGUUAGCACACUCGGCGUGGGCGCAGUGCCACGAGAUAUUCACCUCCGUCUUGUUGAUGCCGCUGUAUCUGCUGGAGUGAAUCGUUACAUUCCAUCAGAAUACGGAUGCGACACGACCCACCCCAAUACUGCCAAGCUCCCUGUUUUUGGCGACAAGGUUGCUGUCCAGGAACAUCUUAAGAAGGCCAACAAGGAUUCUGGUCUGAGCUACACAUUCCUUAUAACUGGUCCAUUCCUCGACUGGGGUCUUAAAGUGGGAUUUUUGCUCAACCUCUCCGGCCCUGUUGCAAGCUUGUAUGAUGGCGGCGAGCGAAAGUUUAGUACUACCACUCUGGCAGAUGUUGGACGCGGGGUUGCUGGAAUCAUCAAUCACCUCCCAGAGACCGAGAACAAGACAGUCUACAUCAGCUCUGCGACUGUCUCCCAGAAACAGCUAUUAGAUUUGUCCGGUAAGAGUAUUGAUACAAAGACCGUCCCGACAAUUGAUUUGGAGAAGGAGGCAUUUGAGGAAUUGAGCAAGCCGGUCCCGAACCCACAAGUCUUUGCUCAUCUGUUCCUUUUCCGGGGUGUCUUUGGCGAAGGAUUCGGAAGUCUUUUCGAGACCGACAAGCUUUUCAACGAAGCAUUUGGCUUAAAGCCUUUGUCCGACGAAAACAUUUGUGGCUUCUUCCAAUGA
Penicillium odoratum is the source of this 879-nucleotide messenger RNA. RefSeq names its product aromatic alcohol reductase. Gene Ontology annotation, molecular function: oxidoreductase activity. Bases 1 to 879 code for a protein of 292 amino acids. The record is from RefSeq and is a predicted model, not a curated record. NCBI's taxonomy places the organism in Eukaryota, Fungi, Ascomycota, Eurotiomycetes, Eurotiales, Aspergillaceae. The transcript is spliced from 2 exons.